Salvelinus fontinalis (brook trout) is the source of this 2874-nucleotide messenger RNA. Its product is annotated as gastrula zinc finger protein XlCGF57.1-like. The transcript has 2 exons. Gene Ontology annotation, molecular function: RNA polymerase II cis-regulatory region sequence-specific DNA binding; DNA-binding transcription factor activity. Gene Ontology annotation, biological process: regulation of transcription by RNA polymerase II. The record is from RefSeq and is a predicted model, not a curated record. NCBI's taxonomy places the organism in Eukaryota, Metazoa, Chordata, Actinopteri, Salmoniformes, Salmonidae. The coding region runs from base 111 to 1469 and encodes 452 amino acids.
CGUUGGAUGACAACCGCGGAUAAACCCCACCGAAGAAGAAGCUUUGUGACAACCAUUUUCCCUCGUGGACGAAGCAAUACUAACGGAAUAACCAAUUUAUCGACUGAAACAUGUCUAAACUACAGUCGUUUCGUGUGUUUUUACAUGAGCGUUUAACUGCGGCAGCUGUGGAGAUUUUUGGGGCAGUUGAAGAAACAGUAGCGGAGUACCACGAUGAGAAUGAUCGGCUACGGAGACUGCUGCGGAUCACACCGGAGAUAAAACUAUGUAGAAUAGACUCCCUGCAGGUCUCUCUCGCUGUCUCUGAAGAGGAGGUUCUCCCUGAGCAGCAGCACUGUGAGCAGGAGUGGAGCCCCAGUCUGGGGCAGGAGAACCCAGAGCUUCCACAGAUUAAAGAGGAACAGGAGGAACUCAGGACCAGUCAGGAAGAAGAGCAGCUUCAAGGGCUGGAGGCUGAUGUCAAAUUCACUCCUUCUUGUGUGAAAAGUGAAUGUGAUCAGGAGGACCCACUUCAGUCCAUGACUCUUCCCCAAACCCAGACUGUGGAGAACAGAGAGAGUGACCCUAAACAAGUGGAUCUCACACCUUUUGUUACUGUGACCCACCUUAAGGGUCUCUACAUUCCCUGUGACCCUCCAGAUAAUCAGAACAAUGUCAGCCAAUGCUCAGCCGUAAGCAGAAACCCAGUAGGACUUGACAGCAGCCCACCAUUGGAUCCCAGCUCAUCAUUGAAUCCAAACCCAUCAGUGGUGGAGCACUGUUUCAAACCCAGCACCACGUCUAUAAAAACUCACCACUGCCGUGACUGUGGCGAAAUGUUUGCUCUGAAAGUUGACCUGCAGAGGCAUGUGACUCUCUCCAAGAAGAGACUCAGUGAAUGCCGCUUCUGCAGAAAACGCUACAACUCCACCUGUAAACUAAAGGCCCAUGUCCGACUCUGUCACAGUGGGAAACCCUACACCUGCCCUGUUUGUAGCAAGACCUUCAAAGGAGAUCUGUCCAAGCACAUGAGGAUUCACACAGGGGAGAAACCAUUUAGCUGUGGAGACUGUGGGAAAAGCUUCACUCAGAAGGGGAGCCUAAAUUACCAUAAACGGAUUCACACAGGAGUGAAACCAUUUAGCUGUGAUGACUGUGGGAAAAGCUUCACUCAGAAGGGGAGCCUAAGAAACCAUAAACUGACUCACACAGGAGCGAAACCAUUUAGCUGUGAUGACUGUGGGAAAAGCUUCACUCAGAAGUGGAACCUAAGAAACCAUAAACUGACUCACACAGGAGAGAAACCAUUUAGCUGUGAUGACUGUGGGAAAAGCUUCUAUCAGAAGGGGAGCCUAAGAAACCAUAAACGGACUCACACAGGAGAGAAACCAGGAGAGAACCCACUUAGCUGUGUUGACUUUGGGAAAAGCUUCACUCAAAAGUCUAACUUACUGACACGUGAAAAAACAUCCACAAAGGAAGAAAAAUAAGAAAAAUUAAGACAAAUGUCUUUAGUCAGAAGAUGAAAAUAAAAAGGCAGAAUGUGAGUACACUCUCAGACACAAUAGCUGGCAUUAUCAAGUGCUUGUCAAAUUGGGAAUGAGAGACUAAUGAAGAGUGUACAGCCUGCACAAGAAACAAAGCAGAGCUCAUGUCUUUCAAAUCAUCAUUAGAGUCACAUCAUGCAGCCUUACAAUGUAUUAACAAUCCAAACAUAUAGCCCAACGUUUGUAGAACAGCUAAAGUUACAUGAACUCUAAAUUUAGCGCGUAGGAUUAGCUAUUUCUUUAACUGCUCAAAACGGAAUUGCCACAUGUCCUCAAAUCGCUUGAACAAAAUAUUUAUAUUUUACUCAGCUUUGUUCAAUUGUAUUCUUCACACUAUUAAAUAAUGCCACAGAAUUCUAAGCAAAUAUUGUCUGCUGAAUGAGCUAAUGUAGCCCACAAAGUAUGCUAUUCUGUUCUUCUGAAAUAUACAUUUUCUUCAUAUCAUGCUUCUUUAGACCUGUCUAAAAUAAUGCAUUUAUUGUGAUGGUGUAUCUAAGUUACAUGGAUUUAUUAGACUUUUAGAUGUAGAUGUUCCAAAUGUCUGCAUCAUCUGUGAAAGCCAAGAGAUGCUAAAUGUGUUUACGUUAAUUAACGGUCAAUUACCGUGAGACCAACAGUUAUUUGCUUGACAAUCACUGGCUGACGAAAUUUCGGUACCGCCACAGCCCCAAUCUGGGACCAAUACCUCCAAGAACAUCCAGGGGAGCGUCAGGGGACCAUGACACAUUGUUGCAAGAACAUCCUAAAGAUGUCCUGGGAACUUGACAAAACCUCCAGGGGGCCAUGAUGCAACGUCCUAAUAAAGUCUUCCAGGACAAACCGGGAACAAGAAAAUGUUCCCCCUGAUAAUGUUCCCAUGGUACCAUCACACAUUGUCCUGAGGACUAUUAAAAUGAAUGUCCUAAAAAGGUCUUGACAUGGUCCUCAGAGGUGUCCUAGGAACUUAGAGAACAUUCCCUUGGGACCAUAACGGAUGUUCUAAGAACAAUUAAAAUGAACGUCCUGAGAACAUGCUGAAAGGGUCCUGAAAUGGUUCUCUGUGACGUCUUGAGAACAUGCUGAAAGGGUCCUGAAAUGGUUCUCUGUGACGUCCUGAGAACAUGCAGAAAUUGUCCUGAAAUGGUUCUCUGUGACGUCCUGAGAACAUGCUAAAAGGGUCCUGAAAUGGUUCUCUGUGACGUCCUGGGAACCUACAAGACAGAGGUCCCCCAGAGAGUGUUCAGCUGUUCAGCUAAAAUGGAUGCGCAGGACUCAGGAGGAAUGUUUGUAAAUGAAUUUGAUUGAGCUAUGUAGCCUAUUGAUUCCUUCUUGAUGAAUAAAUAAAACUAAAUGUGUUGUUUCUCUGUAA